GGGGAAUGUGACGUCGAACGUGGCGGAGAAAUUCGCCAUCUUCCAGCCACCCGCCGACGUACGACGUGCUGGAGGAGGAAGAAGGGAGGCUGGUGGUGCCAGGUGUCACGGCGGAUAAGAACAUGGAUGUCCAUACGUUGGAUACCAAAGCUCGGAACAAGGUUGUGGCCAUGUUCUGGAAGCACCCUUUUGCCAGAUUCACCCUUCUCUAUUCCCAUGGCAACGCCGCCGACCUCGGCCAAAUGCAUGAGCUCUUCAUCGAGCUCAGGGCUCAUCUCCGAGUCAACAUCAUGUGCUAUGACUAUUCAGGCUAUGGAGCAUCUUCUGGAAACGCGCCGGUCACCAGCGUCAUGA
Molecule: messenger RNA, 354 nt
Organism: Linum tenue
Lineage: Eukaryota; Viridiplantae; Streptophyta; Magnoliopsida; Malpighiales; Linaceae
Source: the annotation of a GenBank genome assembly